This is a messenger RNA of Cetraspora pellucida, 254 nucleotides long. The record is from the annotation of a GenBank genome assembly. Lineage: Eukaryota; Fungi; Glomeromycota; Glomeromycetes; Diversisporales; Gigasporaceae.
AUGAAAGUUAAAACAACUUAUACUAAAAAAACAUGUAAAAAUUGUCGUGAACGUAAUAAAAAUAUUCCUUGGUGGAAUAUUGAUUUCAAUAAAUCAUAUGUUCUUUUUUAUUCGAAAAGAGAACAAAAAGAAAAAUUCGAUACUUUAGAGCAUUCUAAAAUUAUUCUUUAUUAUGAUUUUUUUAAAUGUAAAUGUGGUACUCAACCAUAUCUUGGAGAUAAUUUAAAACGAGAAUUUUAUCCUUAUCUCUGGCA